UAAGCGUAGUGCUAUGUUUGCUAAUGCAUCCGACGUAAUUGCAAACAUGCUUCUUUUGAAUAAGCGUAACUUGGAGAGCUAGUCUCACCACGCUCUUAUUCUUGCUAGAGAGCGAGCCUGCACAGGUCACCAUCACUUCGGACACAGACAGACCGAAUAUGUCAGCUCAAAUCAUAAGCGGGAAAGAAGUUUCAGCGCAAGUGAGGGAGCAACUGAAGAAAGAUGUGGAGCAAAUGAAACUCAAGGAUCCCAACUUCAGGCCUGGCCUGGUUGUUUUACAGGUUGGAGGUCGUGAAGAUUCCAAUCUGUACAUCAGCAUGAAGCUGAAGGCAGCAGCAGAGAUUGGAAUAAAUGCAAUACAUAUGAAACUUCCAAAGACUGCAACUGAAGAAGAGGUCCUUCACAGCAUCAGAGAAGUGAACGAGAACUCAUCAGUCCACGGUCUCAUAGUGCAGCUGCCUUUAGAUUCGAUCCACAAGAUCAACACAGAAAAGGUCACAAAUGCCGUGGCUCCAGAGAAAGAUGUGGAUGGGCUGACCAGCAUAAAUGCAGGGAAGCUUUCUCGUGGAGAUCUGGGCGACUGUUUCAUUCCUUGCACACCAAACGGCUGCAUGGAGCUGAUCAGACAGACAGGUGUGUCUGUGGCAGGGAAAAGAGCUGUGGUGAUUGGUCGCAGUAAGAUUGUUGGUGCACCCAUGCAUGAUCUGCUGCUGUGGAAUCAUGCUACCGUCACCACCUGCCACUCCAAGACUGCAGAUCUGGCCGGAGAGGUGGGUAAAGCAGACAUCCUGGUUGUUGGCAUGGGCAAAGCGGAGAUGGUGAAAGGAGAGUGGAUCAAGAAGGGAGCGGUGGUCAUCGACUGCGGGAUUAAUCACAUUCCAGAUCAGACCAAGUCUAGUGGGAAGCGUGUGGUGGGUGAUGUACACUUUGCCUCAGCCAAGGAGCAGGCGGGCUUCAUCACCCCUGUGCCUGGAGGAGUGGGACCAAUGACCGUGGCCAUGCUGAUGGGGAAUACGGUGUUGAGUGCAAAGCGAUUCCUUGAGAGCCAUCAGGCUGGGAAGUGGGACAUUUCUUACACCAAGCUCAGCCUUCAGAAGCCUGUACCAAGUGACAUAGUGAUUUCUCGCUCCUGCGUUCCGAAGCCAAUUGAUCAUCUGGCCAGAGAGGUGGGCCUGCUUUCUGAUGAAGUGGAGUUUUACGGAAAAACUAAGGCCAAGGUCCAGCUGAGCAUUAUCAAACGACUUCAGUCCCAGCCGGAUGGGAAAUAUGUGGUGGUCACAGGUAUUACGCCCACCCCACUGGGUGAAGGUAAGAGCACCACAACAGUCGGCCUGGUCCAGGCCCUGGGAGCCCACCUGAAGCUCAAUGUGUUUGCCUGCGUCCGCCAGCCUUCUCAGGGACCAACCUUUGGCAUUAAAGGUGGCGCUGCAGGCGGUGGAUAUUCUCAAGUCAUUCCAAUGGAGGAGUUUAACCUCCAUCUCACUGGGGACAUCCAUGCCAUCACAGCUGCCAACAACUUGGUAGCCGCCGCAGUCGACGCUCGCAUGUUUCAUGAGGCAACACAGUCUGACAAGGCUCUCUAUAAUCGCUUGGUCCCACUCAGUGGAGGGCAGAGGACGUUCUCCCCGGUCCAGAUCAACAGACUGAAAAAAUUGGGUAUAGAGAAGACUGAUCCUUCAACUCUCACUGAUGAAGAGAUCACUCGCUUUGCACGCUUGGAUAUUGACCCAAGCUCUGUAACCUGGCAAAGAGUGUUGGACACAAAUGAUCGAUUCCUGAGGAAGAUCACCAUCGGCCAGUCGCCAACCGAAAAGGGUUACACAAGAGAGGCUCAGUUUGACAUCACAGUUGCGAGUGAGAUCAUGGCGGUCCUCGCCCUCACCAGCAGCCUGGAGGACAUGCGACAGCGCCUGGCCAGGAUGGUCGUAGCCACCAGCCGCAGCGGAGAUCCCGUCACCACCGAGGAUCUGGGAGUCAGUGGAGCUCUCGCUGUGCUGAUGAAAGAUGCCAUCAAGCCAAACCUGAUGCAGACGCUUGAGGGAACGCCUGUUUUUGUGCAUGCUGGCCCGUUUGCCAACAUCGCCCAUGGAAACUCAUCCAUCCUGGCUGAUAAAAUUGCUCUGAAGCUGGUUGGACCUGAGGGCUUUGUUGUGACAGAGGCUGGUUUUGGUGCUGAUAUCGGCAUGGAGAAGUUCUUUAACAUCAAGUGCCGCUACUCUGGCCUGAGGCCCCAUGUGGUAGUCCUGGUGGCCACGGUCCGAGCCCUCAAAAUGCACGGAGGAGGACCAACAGUUACAGCUGGGAUGCCACUGCCAAAGGAAUACGUGGAGGAGAACCUUGAACUUCUGAAGAACGGCUGCAGCAACAUGAGGAAACAAAUAGAAAACGCCAAACACUUUGGCGUGCCGGUUGUGGUGGCUGUCAAUGGAUUCAAGACGGACACUCGGGCUGAGCUCGACCUGGUCUGCAGCAUGGCCAAAACUGCCGGAGCCUUCGAUGCCGUGCCCUGCUCCCACUGGGCUGAAGGUGGCGCUGGCGCUGUGGCCCUGGGACAGGCUGUUCAGAGGGCCAGCGAGGCUCCCAGCGACUUCAAGUUCCUCUAUGAUUUGGAUCUCCCAACUAGUGACAAGAUUCGAAUAAUUGCUCAGAAGAUCUAUGGAGCAGAUGAUAUUGAACUUCUCCCGGAGGCCCAACACAAGGUGGAGCUCUACACCAAGCAGGGCUUUGGAAACCUUCCCAUUUGCAUGGCUAAGACACACCUGUCCCUCUCGCACGAGGCCGAGAAGAAGGGCGUGCCGACAGGUUUCGUCCUGCCCAUUAGAGACAUCCGAGCGAGCGUCGGCGCGGGCUUUCUCUUCCCAUUGGUCGGCACGAUGCCUACAAUCCCUGGUCUGCCCACCCGACCCUGUUUCUAUGAUAUUGACUUGGACCCUGAGACCGAACAGGUCAAUGGACUUUUCUGAAGAAAAUCCAUCCUCUCUAUAUGACUGAGAGCCUAUAGAAACAGCCUUCAACCCCGGAGGCCUUAAUAAACACUGGACGAGUUCUAACUCGAGACGCCUCGAGCUGCUUCCAUCCUAUCGUGUGAUUGAGCGUUUUUUUCCAGAAAGAUGCUUCCAGGAAUUGAUGAUUCAAGGAAUAUAAUUGCAGAACAGAUUUUUAUGCUGCACCUGGUCUGUGAUGGACCUUUUUGCUGGAACAAGCUAUCAUAUUGACAUUUUUCAUUAGGUUAUGUUUGACUAAUCUAAUGCAUUUCAUAUCUUAGAAUUCCUAAAUCAACAAACACAACCGUUUAAGCCUUGCAUUAGCUCUCUGUUUAUAUUUAACACUACAUUGAAAGCUAGUUCUCUAGUGUCUUUUUCUUUAGGAGUAAUUGCCUCUUUUUUUUAAAUAUACUGUACUUCAUUAUGUUUUAAAUCUUGUUUUUUUUUUAAUCUACCAAAAAAGGACAAAAUAAAAAGUG
Molecule: messenger RNA, 3463 nt
Organism: Poecilia reticulata (guppy)
Lineage: Eukaryota; Metazoa; Chordata; Actinopteri; Cyprinodontiformes; Poeciliidae
Gene: mthfd1b
Product: methylenetetrahydrofolate dehydrogenase (NADP+ dependent) 1b
Biological process (GO): tetrahydrofolate interconversion
Cellular component (GO): cytosol
Molecular function (GO): ATP binding; methylenetetrahydrofolate dehydrogenase (NADP+) activity; formate-tetrahydrofolate ligase activity
Source: RefSeq, a predicted model, not a curated record